This is a messenger RNA of Dreissena polymorpha, 1951 nucleotides long. RefSeq lists its product as uncharacterized. Gene Ontology annotation, molecular function: ubiquitin-protein transferase activity; zinc ion binding; protein binding. Gene Ontology annotation, cellular component: nucleoplasm; chromatin. Lineage: Eukaryota; Metazoa; Mollusca; Bivalvia; Myida; Dreissenidae. Bases 292 to 1905 code for a protein of 537 amino acids. The record is from RefSeq and is a predicted model, not a curated record. Gene Ontology annotation, biological process: positive regulation of DNA-templated transcription. The transcript is spliced from 4 exons.
AAACAAAGAUUGUAGUUGUGUAAUUUAAACUAUAACCAAUAAUUAACGAACGUGAACGUAUAUUGGAGAAAUCAUUAUUUUAAAAGUCAGUAUCUACUCAGUAUUUAAGACUAUUACUAGUAUGUAGAAUGGUAUAAUCAUUACACAACGCAGUGCAUAAACACAUGUGAGAUAAAGGAGCUGGAUAAACUUGUGGCAGGUUAUUAAUAUUUAAGUUGUUAAAGCAGACGAACGAUCGAUAGGUGUCCAUUAAAUAAGUUACUGCUUUAUGAAAUUUAUAACUUAUCGAGUAUGGAUACUGCUGGGUGUGAACACAAACUAGCAUAUGAAUGUGCUCCAUGUAAAGAAAAACAAAUCUACGUGGAAUCAAAAUUGUUCUGUCAAGAUUGUUUUAAAUUCUUCUGCCGGAAGUGCCAUCUUAAACAUGAUGAUCUUUUCGAGCAACACAGCGUUUUGGACGAAUCAAUGAAAGAGGACUGGGGAUUACGUGGUAUUUUACAGCGAUGUGAGACACAUAAAUCCGAAGAGGUUCUGGCAUUUUGCAAAGACCACAACGAGUUGUGCUGUCAUAAAUGUGUUAUCAGUACACACAGGCAGUGCUUAGAUGUAAGAGAUAUCACGGAGAUCGCAACUGACAAUGAUACAGCGGUCGAAUUUCAUAAAUUAUCGAAACAGAUUAAAUCCCUUUUAAAUGAGCUUACUUUUACUCAAAUAUCACAAGCAAAUGAUUUGAAAACAAUAACUCAAAGCGGACAUGAGGCUGUUCAACAAAUAAGUGCUUUCAGGAAAAUAUUGAAUGCACAACUAGAUCAUUUGGAAAAUAUUACGAAGUUAACUACUGCCACAAUUCUCAGCGAAAUCAAAGAUGAACACACAAAGCAAACUAACAGGAUAUCGGAGAUUCAGCGUCUGUUUCAAAGCUUGCUUAAGGAACUUGCAAAAACGCAGGUGUUCGGAACCUCUGUUUUUGCUCCCCUAAAAAAAUGUCGUCAGAUAAUCGAAACAGCAAGCGUCAAAAUGAAUAACAAGGAAGCUUCCAAAAUAGUUGUGUUUCAACCUAACACAGCCAUAGAGAAGUAUCUUUGUGAGAUUCAAGAUCUUGGUGAAUCAAUAAAGGCGAAUUUAAGCAUUACAUUAUCGGAUCAACGCUUGCUAGAAUUAGACAUACCAGACAAAGAAAAAUGUAUUAUCACCGGAAUAAUUGAAUUACCAAGCGGAGAGUUGCUUCUAGCUGAUCAAUGGAAAAGUAGACUAACGCUCUUGGAUAAUGCUUACAAGCCAAUUCAGCAGUAUAGUCUAGAGGCACUGCCUUGGGAUAUAUGCCAUAUCGAUGACAACAUUGUGGCUGUGGCAAUGCAUGACAUGAUACAAACGGUGCACGUGCAGCCAGGGGCUGUCACGUCUCGUAGAAAACUACAAGUGAGGCAUCAAUGUACUGGGAUAGACCACCGAGGCGGAUAUUUGUAUGUGGCAUCUGGAACGGCUUUGUACAAAUACACAACCGCAGGAGACCUUACUAAAAUUGUCUAUGAAAACAAAUUGCACACGGGUACUGUGUGCAAAGUGAAAGUUAACGCAGACGGAACACAGCUAUUUGUUACUGGAUGGGGACAAAAUAAGAUUCUCAUUUUAAACAUCGAUGAUCAUGAGGCAUCAUCAAUUACACAUCAUAACAUUAUUGGCCCAAGCGGAAUAGAUUUGACUUCUCUCGGGCAGCUAUUGCUAUGUGACUCUGUGUCGCAUGCUUUAAUCUUGGUGGACGGUAAUAAAAUUACAACUCUUUUUCAGAAAACUUCCAGCUUGAUCAAUCCACGUACCAUAUGCUUCGCGAAAAGCUCAAAGAGACUGAUCGUCGGUCAACGUGAAGGAAAUAAAAUAUAUGUAUUUAGAGUAUCUGUCAUGUAAUAUUGCAUCAUGGUAUUAGAAAAAAUACACUAAAAACACGCGUCAA